AUGAUUCCAAAGUGCACACACUCAGGAACACUGCAAUCCUUGUCAGACUUAACAGGGACAUUCAGAGCAAAAAAAGCCAAGUAUCUAAGUGAAGUACCUGAACUAGAGAACCGAAUACAUCAGCCUCCAAACAACAACUCACUGCACGUAGCAAUUUUGGCUUCCAUUCUUUCUCUUGUCAUUUACUGGCUCAUCAGAGACAGUCACAGAGCGAGAAAACUGAGUGGAAAGCAUGUCUUCAUAACGGGCUGUGACACCAGACUUGGAAACUCACUGGCUAAAUGGCUUGACAAAAGUGGAUUUUGUGCCGUUACUGCACAUGCCACAGAAAAAGGAGGCCAAGGGCUUUUGGGCUUGGUGAGCAAUGCUGAAGGAACAGUACCCAUAGUGCCUACCGACUGGCUGAGGACUGAAGACUUCCACUCAGUGCUGGAUGUUAGUCUGCUAGGAUUGACUGAAAUCAUGCUCAAGCUUCUGCCACUUCUGAAAAAAGCUGAGGGAAGAGGAGUCAAUCUAACUAAUGCCAAAGGCCUCAUGGCUUUUGUAGGGGUUGGCUACAGCCUGUCCAAGUGGGGCAUGGAAGCUUUUUCUGACAUCUUAGUGAGACAGACGCAGCAUUUUGGAGUGAAAGUAAGUGUUAUUGAACAUGGUUUCUUUAAGAGAAUGUUGUAUAUAAAUGCUUUCAGGUUUAUUUUCUUCUUUGCAGAUAUAAAAGCUCAAAGAUCAUCAGUGGAAAGACUGCAUGACUCUGAUAUUUCCAAGGUCAUAAAAUGCAUGAAACGUGCCCUGAUAGCAAAGUACCCCAGGACAUGAUACGGAGCUGGAUGGGAUGCAAAGUUCUUUUGGCUGUUUCUCUGCUAUGCCCCAAGCUGUUUAUCUGACAUGCUGCUGUGUAUGUUUCCAGUUCCAGCAGCUAGUGGGAGAUCAGUUCCUGAAAUUCUAAUUAACAUUUAG
Molecule: messenger RNA, 954 nt
Organism: Opisthocomus hoazin
Lineage: Eukaryota; Metazoa; Chordata; Aves; Opisthocomiformes; Opisthocomidae
Source: RefSeq, a predicted model, not a curated record